Messenger RNA from Mollisia scopiformis, 903 nucleotides. RefSeq lists its product as uncharacterized. The record is from RefSeq and is a predicted model, not a curated record. NCBI's taxonomy places the organism in Eukaryota, Fungi, Ascomycota, Leotiomycetes, Helotiales, Mollisiaceae. The transcript has 2 exons. The coding region runs from base 1 to 903 and encodes 300 amino acids.
AUGCCGAGUGCUGGGGGAUUGAAUGUUCGUAGUGGUUUAUCCCAUCAACUUACUCGCCCUUUCUUGGGGUCAGAGAAUGUUGCUUACACCGAUGUUGAGCUCAUCAGUAUCGAAAGACAGAGAAGGGGCUGCGAUUCUCUGAAAGAGAGGUUCGCUGCAUCCUCAAAGCUAGGGGGUUUCGAAGAUGUAUCGAUGAACAAGUUCGAAAAUGAAGCGACUGACCAUGAGCUCCGUGCCAGGGUUGUUGUCCACCCAGAAAUCGCGGUGUUUGGAAGACAGCUGUGCGAGGAGAAGGUCGAAGCCUGGUUUAAGCUAAUGCAAAGUGGAGAUCAUAUUUUCUACUGCAACGAUAAUACCUUCUGUACCAAUGUCGAAGUUUUCUUCACUGACUCUCCAUCUGAGCCUAUUGUCUUUCCCUGGCCCUGGAGCAUGGACAUUACGCAAAUGGCUUCAGUGAGUGUUAUCAUGGUGCAAUUCACAGCACAACUUGUUCGCCAUAUUAAUAAUGGCGGAGAACACAGUACCUUAUGGGUGUCUCGACAAUCUCUCAAGGAUUUCAUCCCGUUUGGAGUCGUGAAAACACUAGGAUAUUUGGUUGACGAGAUGCUCAUAAAUCUAAAUUACAACUAUUUCGAAGUCUUUGUCAACAAAUCAAAAGAGUAUCCCUGGACAGAAUUCGCCUUUCCAGGUAGUUUCCUGUCAGGAUCGAGAGAAGAGAUAGAUGUCGAACAAUUGGCACCAUCAGUAGCUUACCAUGUCGAGAAGGAUAACUCUACACAAGAUUUAUGCUACACCUAUGCUCGAUUUAGCACCGAGUUUCGAUCCAGGAUAACACCCUCCAAGUCACGGCAAAUCUUACAUCUCAAGGCUAUCUGGGAGUUGCGCCAGGACGAGCCCAGGUAG